AUCCACCAAAAGUCAAUUCUACCGAGGCUGACAAGAUAACCCAAAGAAAUCUAUCACCUUCCCGGUCUCCAGAGCCACAUACACAGAAACACAGAGAGAUGGGGGAUUUGUAUGCUCUGGAUUUUGAUGGGGUUCUCUGUGACAGCUGCGGAGAAAGCUCUCUAUCUGCUGUUAAGGCUGCUAAAGUGAGAUGGCCCAGUCUUUUCCAGACUGUGGGUUCUGCAUUGGAAGAUUGGAUUGUUGAUCAGAUGUACACUGUCAGGCCAGUGGUAGAAACCGGCUAUGAAAAUUUAUUGCUAGUGAGGCUGCUUUUGGAAAUGAGACUUUCUUCCAUUCGCAAGUCUUCGGUUGCAGAGGGACUCACAGUUGAUGAGAUACUUGAAAACUGGAUGAAGAUAAAACCUGUAAUAGUGGAAGAAUGGAAUGAAAACAGAGAUGCGUUAAUUGAUCUUUUUGGUAAGGUCAGGGAUGAGUGGAUGGACAAUGAUUUGUCUACUUGGAUUGGUGCAAACAGGUUUUAUCCUGGAGUCGCUGAUGCGCUGAAGUUUGCAAGCUCAAAGGUGUACAUUGUGACCACAAAACAGAGCCGCUUCGCAGACGCAUUACUUCGGGAGCUUGCUGGAGUAACUAUUCCACCUGAAAGGAUCUAUGGUCUUGGUACAGGACCGAAAACAAAAGUGCUAAAACAGCUUCAAGAAAUGCCAGAACACCAGGGUCUUACCCUCCAUUUUGUGGAAGAUCGACUUGCAACCCUGAAGAAUGUGAUUAAAGAACCCGAAUUAAAUGGAUGGAACUUGUAUCUAGGUGAUUGGGGUUACAACACGCCAGAGGAGAGAGAGGAAGCUGCAAACAUUGCUAGAAUUCGCAUUCUUGAGCUCUCUGAUUUUAGCAAGAAGUUGAAAUGAUCAUCAAUUUUUACUAUAUUAUUACAGCUAGAAGUAUACUUGUUAUGACAAUUGCAUUGCUCUGAAUAAGUGAUGUUGAGGUACGCCUACAUCCCUUGAAUAGAUUAUUGUUGUUAUUAUUUGCUUCUACAUGGAGUAGAAGUCUAGGACAAUUGUUUAUCACUGCAUAAUUUUUUUGGUUCCAUAUUGUAUCAGUGUAUCUAAUGAGACCCGACAUUAAUGCCAAGUAGAAGAAAAUUUCAUUUGGAAA
Messenger RNA from Ipomoea triloba (trilobed morning glory), 1155 nucleotides. RefSeq lists its product as uncharacterized. Lineage: Eukaryota; Viridiplantae; Streptophyta; Magnoliopsida; Solanales; Convolvulaceae. Gene Ontology annotation, molecular function: SNARE binding. The record is from RefSeq and is a predicted model, not a curated record. The transcript has 9 exons. Gene Ontology annotation, cellular component: endosome; lytic vacuole. The coding region runs from base 99 to 905 and encodes 268 amino acids. Gene Ontology annotation, biological process: SNARE complex assembly.